AUGUAUUGCCAAAAGUGCCGCACGCCACUCAAGCUUGACAGCUCGCUCGACGAGCUCAACCCAGCUGCCUAUGACCUGCUCGUGGCCAACUCCUCACAGCAACAACUCAAGCAGUCACAACUGUCCAAAGGAUCUUCACCGCAAGACCAGCAGAGAAAGGCACUCUACGAUCGCGUUGCGCAGAAUGCUGCACCAGCCAUGUUCAAGCGCAACGCCGGCGGUGGAUCACAACGAGAUCCAAACAUGUCCUUCAUCUACCUGACCGAGUCCCAGGUCGCCCAACCUCUUUCUUCUCGCCACGAGCCCUCCAACACGAACCGACGCUCAACAAGACCGAAUAGGUCCACCGAAACAAACGGCACGCGCGAAAUGGCCAAGACACACGAGAUCGAGCGCAUCCACAAGCUGCACGAGAUACUGUCGGCGCGGUCAGAUAUUGACCACCCCGUAUGUGUCGAGUGUACUGAUAUGCUGGUGGAGGGUCUGCAGAAGAAACUCGAGGCUGCGAACAAGGAGAGAGACGCAUAUGUGGGUUUCCUGAAGCAGGCCCAAGCCCAGCAGCCGAGCGAGGAGGAUAUCAAGAAACAACAGCAGUCGCUUGAGAAGGCAAGACAGGCCGAGGCAGAGGCUUCCGCCGAGCUGCUUAAACUGGAGAAGGAGAAGGCAGCCGUAGACGAGGAGAUUCUCGGCCUGGAAGACGAGGCGCGGGCGUUGGACCGGGAAGAGGAAGAAUUCUGGCGCGAGCGAAACGCCUUCACGGCCAAGCUGUCCGAGUUUCAAAACGAACGAGACAGUAUCAACUCCAAGUUCGACCAUGAUUCACGCCUCUUGGAGAAACUACAACGAUCCAACGUGUACAACGACACGUUCUGCAUCAGUCACGACGGCACUUUUGCCACGAUCAACGGGCUACGGCUGGGCCGCCUGUCCAACAAGGCUGUGGACUGGCCUGAGAUCAACGCGGCGUGGGGCCAUGCGCUCCUGCUGCUCGUGACAGUGGCAGAGAAGCUGAGCUAUAAGUUUGACGGCUUUGAACCGCAGCCCAUGGGGAGCACCUCCAGGAUCAUUCGAUACGAGCUCCCGUCGCCUUCGAGCAGCCGGCUGGGGUCGCACCGAAGCGGACCUCCGCCGGCGCCGAAGAAGCACGUGCUCGAGCUCUUCUCCAACGGCGACCUGCCCCUCGGUCUAACGUUCAUGCAUCGCAAGUUUGACAAUGCCAUGGUCGCGUUCCUCGAACUCGUGCGGCAGCUGGGAGCGUACGUGCACCGCCAGACGUCAGCCGAGGGCCACCCGCUGAGUCUCCCCUAUAAGAUUGAGGGUGACAGGAUUCACGACGUCUGCAUCACGCUGGGCAUCGCGCAGGACGACGGGUGGACCAAGGCGUGCAAGUUGACGCUGACGUGCUGCAAGUUCCUGCUCGCCCACGCUAGCAAUGUCAGCUCGAAUGCGAGAAAUGGCGGGAACUGA
This is a messenger RNA of Verticillium dahliae VdLs.17, 1467 nucleotides long. Its product is annotated as beclin-1. Gene Ontology annotation, cellular component: phagophore assembly site; phosphatidylinositol 3-kinase complex, class III, type I; phosphatidylinositol 3-kinase complex, class III, type II. The coding region runs from base 1 to 1467 and encodes 488 amino acids. Lineage: Eukaryota; Fungi; Ascomycota; Sordariomycetes; Glomerellales; Plectosphaerellaceae. Gene Ontology annotation, biological process: cellular response to nitrogen starvation; late endosome to vacuole transport; autophagy. The record is from RefSeq and is a predicted model, not a curated record. The transcript has 2 exons.